Messenger RNA from Neurospora tetraspora, 1239 nucleotides. RefSeq lists its product as uncharacterized. Bases 1 to 945 code for a protein of 314 amino acids. Gene Ontology annotation, molecular function: protein binding. The transcript is spliced from 2 exons. The record is from RefSeq and is a predicted model, not a curated record. NCBI's taxonomy places the organism in Eukaryota, Fungi, Ascomycota, Sordariomycetes, Sordariales, Sordariaceae.
AUGGACAAGUUACCUGCGGAGGUGAUCCUUGCGAUCCACACUCACCAAGACUUAGCCGACCUAUGCUCGCUAGUCCGCGUGUGUCGCCGACUCUAUCAAACCCUCAACUUGGAGCUUUACAAGCGCGACGUCAAGACGGGUUCACCACAGUCUCUCUUUUGGGCCGCCAUGUUCGGUCUUCUGGGUACCCUGAAAAUGUCCCACGCUGCCGGUGCUAAUCUCGAGCAAGCCUGGGCAUCUGACAUGUUCAUCUUUCCUAGCAUCAGCCACUGCACAAUUGCCGGAUCGACCAGAACUUUCGAGUUCGAGACGAGCUUGAAGAAGCACUAUAACAAAUUCUUCAAGCAUUCCCCAGAAACAUAUAGCUACCUCUUUAACGGAGAAAAACUGAGCCCAGCGUGGGAACAACGCCUUCCUACCUUCUACGAUUCCUUCUACGACUUCAAUGACGACCACCCGUCCGCACCCAAGACAGCAUCCAAAGAUUGCUUAACGCCUUAUGCCAACAACUUCCUGGAUCGCCCUAACUUUAUCCAAGCCUGCAGGGGGAAACGCUGGCCUAAAUAUUGGUGGCACGCGCUUGACUUGGCUGUGCUAUUCCGCCACUUCGACGUGAUCCGGUAUCUACUCAAGAACGGCGUCAACAUUGCCAAGUCGCACUCACGUGGUCUCUGCAGUCGUUUGUGCGCAUGCGCUGGAUCGGAUUUCGAAAUCCUCUCCCCCAAACGCGUACAUAACCCGCUUACCUUGGCAGCCUGCGAGAGUGACCUUGCAAUCCAGAAGAUCCUGCUGGAAAAUCUGGGCUUGAGGGAUAUGGCUAGAGCCUUGACCUGGGAAGAAGUUCAACGUCAUGAAUACCGAGCGGACAUGUUCAAGAAAGGCUCGCAGGAGGAGAAAGAUUUUGUCGACGUUCACGACAUGGAUCGCCGAGCAUUAACUCGGUAGGGAAUCGUCGGGUUGAACAUGACACAAAGGUUGCCCGUCACCUUCCCUUAUGCAACGUACCGCCCUCUCAUGGGAUUAUCAGGACCUCGCGCUUGCGGGCAAUCUCUCCCGGGACACCCAAGUACACCACGUACCCCCUUCGACCCUGUCUCCAGUGGUUUUGUGAUGUUUCAAUCGACCGCUCAGCAGUACUAAGAAGCAGGCUACAGGGCGGUUUGUACAGGAGCACGGAGAGAUCUCACGUACGAGCAACAGUUCCCCCGAACACAGCGAUCAUACAAGAGGCACGCGAUG